GUCGCUUCGCUCGACGUCGCGUACCUGGCAUGUCCGAACCACCACAAAAACCAGAAGACCUCACUGACGCAUCUCUCUUUGCCGAUGACGAGAAGACGCAGCCGGCAGAGGACGAUAUUUUAAACGUCGUUCGCCAGAUCAAUCCCGAUUCGCUCGCGCGUUCGAGCAGUCUGAGCGACAACGUCAGCACAGUGAAGCAGGAGCCAACGCCCCCUCCUACCUCAGAAUAUGACCAAUUGCGCGCCCAGCUUCGCCAGAAACCGUUCGAAGCAGAUACGUGGCUGAGGCUUGUCGACAUUGCCGAAGACUCGGGCGACAUCGAGAAGAUCAAGGAAACCUACGAAGGAUUACUUGAAGCCUAUCCAAACACUUCUUCAGUGCAGAUUGCGUAUCUGAACCACUUCCUCGACAAUCCUGAGACGUUCGGAUUUGCCGAAAGCCUGUUCAAGCGAUUUUUAAGAACGUCGUCGUCGGUCGACUUGUGGAAGUUUUACCUCACAUAUGUCAGGAGAGUGAAUACAGGCCCGAAUGCUCGCGAUGUGAUACGCAAGUCGUAUGAAUAUGCGUUGAAUCAUAUUGGGCAGGACAAGGACAGUAGCGAGAUAUGGACGGACUACAUACAGUUUCUCAAAUCUGGCGAGACGACCACCACUUGGGAAGAACAGCAAAAAAUGGACGCGAUCCGCAAGGCCUAUAGCCGUGCGGUUCAGAUACCGAUGGAGAGCGUGAAGAAGCUCUGGGAAGAGUAUCAGGACUUUGAGAAUGGUCUCAACAAGAUUACGGCAAAGAAAUUCCUCUCGGAUCUCCAACAGGGCCAUAUGCAGGCGCGCACGGUGCUCAACCAGUUGCAGGAGCACCUCACAGUACUUUUCCCGCCCCCUCCCCCCUCGAGGACGGCACGACCGCCCAUAUGGCUGCCCCGUCAGCCGACAUUUACCGCAGGAGACAAAGCACUGGUUGGCCGCUGGCGGGGGUACCUCAAAUGGGAGGAAGGCAACCCGCUUGAGAUCGAAGAAAAAGACAAGGGGACCCUUCAUUCGCGCCUGCAAGCUGUGUACCGCAAGGCCAUUGUGCGCAUGCGAUUCUUCUCGGAAAUUUGGUACAUGGCAUAUGUGUGGACAAAUAGCAUCGGGAAAACGGACGAGGCGCUCGCUAUACUGAAGGCCGGCAUUGAUGCAAACCCGUCGAGCUUUGUUCUGAACUUCGCCUACGCCGAGGCCCUCGAGAUACGGGAAAACUACACAGAGGUACACGCCACCUUCACCAAGUUCCUUGAUGUCCUCCGACAAGAUCUGGAGGCAGUUGAGCGGCGAGUCAGCGCAGAAAACUCACCGUCGUCGACCGCACCCAACAGCCAGCAGGAGCCGCUCAUCCUUCCGUCACAGUUCUCGUCAUUCGUAUCGCAGGUGUCGGAGGAGCGGCCGUCGAAGAACAAGGAGCUGCAUGAGCGUCGGACGGAGUAUGGAAUCGCGUGGAUCAUGUACAUGAGGUUCGCAAGACGCGCAGAGGGAUUGAAGUCCUCGCGGGCGGUGUUUGGCAAGGCGAGGCGGGAUCGCUGGAUGCCAUGGGAGGUGUUUGAAGCUGCCGCAUUGAUGGAGUACCAUUGUACGAAAAAGACAGAUGUCGCCAGUCGCAUCUUCGAGAAGGGAAUGGAAACAUUCGGCGACGAGGUCGAAUUCGUCAUUCGUUACCUUGGCUUUCUCAUUUCUCUUAACGAUGACAAUAAUGCUCGCGCACUGUUCGAGCGUGUCGUCGGGACCUUCCCGCCGGAUCGCGCUCGUCCCUUAUGGGAGCGAUGGGGCCGAUAUGUGUACCAGUUCGGUGACCUGGACGCAUCUCGCAAACUAGAGGCACGGAUGGCAGAGGCAUAUCCGACCGACCCGCCCAUUAAACGCUUCGCGGAACGCUACAAGUAUUUAGGGACAGAUGCUAUCGCCGUCCGGGAUCUCGGUUUCAACGUCUCUCGACAAGGCAGCAUGAACCAUGGUCGUACGAAUGGCUCCACGCUAGGCCGCACGGAUACCCAGAUGUCGCUCAUGUCCACCGCAAGCACAACGCAAGGCCCCGCCAUCACGGGCACGAGCACAUCCAAGAGGGCGCAGUCGCCCGACCACAGGAGGCGAGACGAGAGCCGCGUGUCGGAUUUUGGCCCGCCACCGAAGAGACAGCGGCCGGCGUCGCGGGAGCGGGACAGGUGGGAGGGCCCGCGGAGACGGCACGGUACGCCACCGUGGGAGAGGGAUCGCGACCGUGAAGGGAUACCGCGUCGGUUUUCGAAGGAGGAGAAGGAGGAGGAGAAGCCGGUGGUGCUGCCGCCGGUACUGUCGUGGUUCAUAAGCGUCCUGCCAGAGCCUACAGCAUUCGAUGGUCCCGUAUUCAGGACGGACGACUUGAUGCAAGUGUUCCGGAAUGCGGUCAUACCAUCAACUUCGAGUGUGUCGAGGGUGCGCACGCCGCCCCCGCCUCCACGUGCCGGCGGACGACCUCCUCCAGAUUAUGGUCCAUACCAGGGACCGGGCCGCCGCGGGAGGUUUUAGUUCAUUGUCGGACUAGUUAGAUCACUACGAUGCGUGCUUCACCGUUUGUACGAGUGCACUUAUCAUAUCGUGAUAUGCAGGUUGAGCAUGGUCCUAGUCCUGAGUGUCGGGAAAUAUUGUAUCGCAGCGGCCAAAAUGCUGCUGAAUGUGAAAACUGUGUUUCCACCUCGUGCGUUCGUCGCGUACAGAUUCUGAGGCGCACCCAGUGCAUGUCAGUGUCUACGUCUCGUCUACAAUAUGUCAAAUCGUU
Molecule: messenger RNA, 2787 nt
Organism: Laetiporus sulphureus 93-53
Lineage: Eukaryota; Fungi; Basidiomycota; Agaricomycetes; Polyporales; Laetiporaceae
Product: Suf-domain-containing protein
Exons: 12
Coding region: 30-2537 (835 amino acids)
Biological process (GO): mRNA 3'-end processing
Cellular component (GO): nucleus
Molecular function (GO): protein binding; mRNA binding
Source: RefSeq, a predicted model, not a curated record